Molecule: messenger RNA, 2285 nt
Organism: Platichthys flesus (European flounder)
Lineage: Eukaryota; Metazoa; Chordata; Actinopteri; Pleuronectiformes; Pleuronectidae
Gene: rin1b
Product: Ras and Rab interactor 1b
Biological process (GO): vesicle-mediated transport
Cellular component (GO): endocytic vesicle; cytosol
Molecular function (GO): small GTPase binding; guanyl-nucleotide exchange factor activity
Source: RefSeq, a predicted model, not a curated record
CCUGCUGGACAGUGGAGAGCUGGAGCCCCCCAUCGAGACGCUGGUGCCAGAGACCGAGACAGACCUGGCGCUGGAGCGAGCCAUGUUCUCCUGCGUGCUCCGGCCCCUGAGGGCCCCCCUGGAGAAGGCCCUGGUGGCGCUGCACAACCGGGACGGCUCCAGCCAGCGCCUCACCCAGAACCUGCUCCGUCUGAAAGGGGGCGGCGCCAUGGAGCGGCUCGGCGUGCGGACCGGCGUGCCGGACGGCCGGGGGGUGGAGCGGGUGAGGCAGAAGCUGGUGCUCAUGCAGAGGACGCACUCGCCCGUGGACAAGGUCCUGCUGCUGCUGCAAGUCUGCAAGUGUGUCCACAAGGCCAUGGGCGUCCUGCUGGGACAGGAAGUGAGCUGGGAGGACUUCCUGCCGGCCCUGUCCUAUGUGCUGGUGGAGUGUAACCGGCCCCACACGCUGCUGGAGGUGGAGUACAUGAUGGAGCUGCUGGAGCCGUCCUGGCUCGGAGGGGAGGGUGGUUACUACCUGACCAGCGUGUUCGCCAGCCUGAGACUGAUCCAGGGUCUGGACGGGGAGCAGCCGGCGGCGGGCGGCCUGACGCCGGAGGCCCGGGAGGCGCUGGAGGAGUGGAGCAGCAGGCGGAGCCGAGAAGCCCAGAGACAAAAGGAGAGCCAGCAGAACCAGAGGUGCGUGAGGAUACUGUUCCAGGACGGGGAGCGCAGCGCCGUGCGGACCUUGCAGUGGCGAGCGGGGGAGAGCAGCCAGGUUCUGGCUCAGCUGUGCGCCGACAGCUUCGGCGUGUCCGACCCGCAGCAGUUCACUCUGUACUGGCGCAGCGGGGGGGAGAUGAGGCCGCUGCCCCCCCAGGCCCAGCCCCAGGACCUGGCCGGCCACAGCGAGGGGGGGCCCUCGCUCUCCUACCUGAGGACCGACCACGACUUCAGCAAGAUGCGGCGGCUCACCAGGGGGGGCGCUGUGGACCUGAGCGAGUCGGUGUGUGAGGAGUGAGUGGGAGGGAGGGAGGAAGGAGGGAGGAAGAAGAGGAGGAGGAGGAUGGAGGAUCUCUCUCUUCUCUCUCUUGUUCUCUUUCUCUCCGGCAGUGUGUUGUGUCUCGUCGUGGGUCAGGACUUGUGAAAACCCUCCUCCGGACUCGGACCUCACUUGGUGGACUCUCCCCUGAGCGGCGGCGCCCCCCCGACGUGUACAGGCCGAUCCGUGUGCUGUUGUGACAUGGAACAUGUGUAAUAAAUGGAUUUGGUUGUCAAUGUGAAACAUGAGUUCAGAGCAUAGCCUGUACCAUGAGGGGAUUACAUCAUCAGAACGUGACCAGGCUCAAAUCCAAAGACCAGUUCUGUGCCACUAUGGUUGCCUGGAAACCAAGCCCCACUUCCUGUCCUCACCAGUAGGGGACCAGUCCGCGCUGGUGAUGUAACCCCCUCACAUUACGGCUCUGGGCAAAUUAUAACAGACACUUGUUUUAAUGCUUCACUUUUAAUGCGUAAACGUCUGCAGAUCUCUGGAUGGAUGUAAUAGGGUUCGGGGGGGGGGGGGGGGGGGGAAGAGAGAGAGACAAACCUCAAAACCAAAGUGAUGAAAACAGAGAGACGCCAUGUUGUGACCCAUCAGGUGAGAGGAAGCUUUAAACCAUUCAACUCUUUUUAAAAUCACCCAGAGACAGUUUCAUUUGGAUGUCCGUGGAGAAGAACCCGUCUCCUCCGUCCUCCUCCACCGGGUCGGGGACGGGGACAGACGUCCUCUCGCUCUGAGACGCGUCUCGAACGUCCCGCUGACAGCAACUGAUUCACUGAACGACCUGCGAAUGUAUCACCAUCGUUCCUCUCGUUUCAAUCCACCGCUUUGACUUCUACCCUUUCCUCUGGGUCCGGGCCUGAUCCAGAACCCAGGACCAAGGAUCCAGAACCCAGAACCCAGGACCCCCCCCCCCCCUUGCCGCGGUGACUGCUUGAAUGUAAAUGUGUAAAAGUCACCGGCUCCUUCUGCUGACGGCUCCACUCAGUGUCCCUAUCAGUUCACAUGUUGUGUAUUUAAAACCUAACUUUGAUUGUUGGAUUUGUUGUGUAGAUAAUAUCAAACCUUAGUGUGGAUUUCCAGCGUUUCCUUUAGGAAGCAGCGGGGGGGAGACGUGCUCCUGAACGUUGUUGCAUGCUCUGGUGUGGUGUGUGUGUGCGUGAAGCAUGUGUUCAUUGUGGCAGCUCACUAUUUAUUUUUGUGUAAAAGACAUUACGAUGUAUUUUUGUCAGGUAACUUCAGUAACGCAAUAAAAAUUGCAAUAUUU